AAUUUAUUUUACAAAAUGUACCUUUCAUCAAGAACAUAAGGAAGAUUAGCAAAUCUAAUUAUUACGAUAACUGAAGGGGAAAAAAAAACUGAAAUAGCUAGAUAAGUAUUGGCUGAGUAAAAAAUGUUUGAACCCUACACAGCAUUCAGAAGAUUAGAUUAAUUAAGAUCAGGUGAAUUAACUGUAGCAGACAUUACAGACUUUUUGGCUGAUAAUAAGAUCUUCCCAACAUAAGUUUAGGUUGAAUAUUUGUUUAGAAGAUUGGAUUUGAAUCAUGAUGGUAGAAUCACAUAUCCAGAGUAAUUUUUAUAGAAUAUUAAAAAGUUUUGUUAAGGCCAUUUUACCAAAGGAAGACUCAAGGUUAAGAUAGAUUGCUUCAUUAAGAGAUAGCUAUUACAUUGAAGUAAAUAUGCUAUUACCAACAGAAGUUGAAUGGGGUCUUUCAAGAGUUUUAUAAUAAGAAGUUUAAAAUUUCAAGUAAUUGUUUAAUAUAAUAAAUUUUCUUUAGUUCUAUUACAGCAGCAUAAGAAAUUUUGACAGCCAGUGUAGAUUUUACUUCUUUAGAUGCAUUUAGAUGUAUAGAUUAACUUUAUAUUGGAUAUAUCACAAUAGAUAGGUAUAUAGUAAAUAUAUAUUAAUAGCUUAUAAUCCUUUUUGAGAGCAAAUGGUGCUAAAUUAACAUUUGAUGAAUUAUAAGCUUUCUUUAGAGUAGUUGAUUCUGAUGAAGAUGGUAGAAUUACUUAUUCUGAAUUGUUGGAAGCUAUUACUUUUGUUCCAGAUUAUUUCUAAAAGGAAAGGCAGAUUGUAAAUGAAUUAAGAAAAAGUAGAGAAAGAAUUACAUAACUUGAAAAAGAGAGAGAAGUUUUAGAUGAUUUAUAAAGAAGUAGAGAGAGAGUUGAUGAUUUAAGAAGAAGUAGAGAGAGAUUAGAAUAAUAUCAAGAUUUAUAAAGAAGUAGAGAGAGACUUGAAGAUUUAAGAAAAAGUAGAGAAAGAUUGGAUGAUUUAAGAAGAAGUAGAGAGAGAUUAAAUUAAUUGGAAGAAUUAUAAAAAAGUAGAUAAAGAAUAGAGUAAUUUGAAGAGUUGAAAAAGAGUAGGGAGAGAUAAGCAUAAAUGGAUGAAUUGCGAAAAAGUAGAGAAAGACUUGAUGAUUUAAGAAGAAGUAGAGAGAGAUUGGAAUAAUUAGAGUAAGAAAGAAAGAACACUGAAUAAUUGGAGGAACUACGAAAAUCAAGAAGUAGAAUAGAAGAAUUGUAGAAGUAAAGAAGAAGGAUAGAAGAAUUGAGAACAAGUUAAGAAAGGUUGGAUGCUUUGAAGAGAAAUAGAGAAGAUUUAGAAUUGAGGAGAAGUUAAGAGAGACUUAAUGAAUUAAAAAAGAGUAGAGAAAGAUUGGAAUAAAUAGAAGCAUUAAAAUAGAGUAGAGAAUAAUAGAGAGCAUUAGAUGAAUUAAGAUAAAGUAGAGAGAGAUUAGAAUAAUUGAGAAUGUCAUAAAAUAGAAUAGAUUAAUUAGAAAAUGAGAGAAAAGCAUUAUAAAGAAGUAGAUAAUUGGAGAGAGAGAUACAGUAUGAAAGAUAAAGAAGUAGAGAGAGAUUAGAGAGAUUAGAAUUAGAAGCUUAAUUAUAAAGAGAAAGAGAAAGAGCAUUAGAAUAGGAAAUAGUGACAUAAAGUAAGAUUGUGCAGAGUAGAAUUUAUGAUACCCCUUAGAGAUUUUAUUGAUUAUUG
Paramecium sonneborni is the source of this 1719-nucleotide messenger RNA. NCBI's taxonomy places the organism in Eukaryota, Ciliophora, Oligohymenophorea, Peniculida, Parameciidae. The record is from the annotation of a GenBank genome assembly.